Messenger RNA from Arachis ipaensis, 2934 nucleotides. RefSeq lists its product as uncharacterized. NCBI's taxonomy places the organism in Eukaryota, Viridiplantae, Streptophyta, Magnoliopsida, Fabales, Fabaceae. The record is from RefSeq and is a predicted model, not a curated record.
AUGAUAAAGUGUCCAUGUCCUAAAUGUGGGUUUCAACUUAUGCAAACAAGAGAGGAUGCAUACAACCAUCUGUUGUUACGACCAUUUCCCCCUGGAUAUACUAUUUGGGUGCGUCAUGGUGAGAAUCCGGUUGAAGAGAGUCCUAGAUUGGGACGAGUAGAUGACAAUCUGAUACCCCAAGUGAAUCCAAUGCACCAAAUGGUCAAUGAGGCCUUCAAUUUCACGAUACAACAUGAGAGUGAGGAUAUCACAACACUCGAACAUGCAGAAGAUGAUGAAGACGUGUUACCGAGCUUGUAUGAAGGUCCAAGUCGCGCGGCGCGGAAUUUUAACGAUCUACUGUCAGAUGGAGAACAGGAGUUAUAUCCCGGAUGCUCAAAGUACUCCAAUUUAUCGUUUUUAGUGAAGCUUUAUCAUAUCAAGUGUAUGUGCGGUGUGAGUGACAAGGCAAUGACAAUGAUUCUUGACUUACUGCGGGACGCAUUCGAACAAGCAAAACUUCUGAAUACAAUGUAUGAAGCCAGGAAGACAAUAAGAAAGCUGGGUAUUGAAUACACCAAGAUAGAUGCUUGUCCAAAUGAUUGUAUGCUGUACCGAGGUGAUGAUGCAAACCUGACAAGGUGCAAGAAAUGUGGGUGUUCAAGAUGGAAGCAGAAGACUAAAAAGGGCUCUAUUCUUAGGCUCAACGUACCAGUGAAGAGAAAUGGAAAACCUAUAGCAGCCAAAACCCUUCGUUACUUUCCCCUCAUACCACGACUACAGCGGUUAUUCAUGUGCAGCAAGACAUCGAGUGAUAUGUUAUGGCAUUCACAGGCGUCUAAUAACGAUAGUUUCCUUAGGCAUCCAAGGGACGCUGAAGCUUGGAAAAAGUUUGACGCAAAGUAUACUAAUUUUUCGGCGGAUCCGCGCAAUGUUUGUCUAGCAUUGGCGAGCGAUGGAUUUAAUCCCUUUGGGAAUAUGAGCACAAAGUACUCCAUCUGGCCUGUGAUUCUUAUUUCGUAUAAUCUACCACCCUGGAUUUGCAUGAAGCAGACAUCUUUCAUCCUAUCCACGCUUAUUCCUGGGCCGAAAAUGCCAGGUAACGACAUAGAUGUUUAUUUGCAGCCUUUGAUAGAUGAGUUGAAGCAAUUAUGGGAUGGCGUUGAAACCUAUGAUGCUAAAGAGGGAAACACUUUCAAGAUGUGUGCGGCACUGAUGUGGACUAUCAGUGACUUUCCAGGAUUGGGAAACCUAUCUGGCUGGAAUACGCACAGUGGGUUAGCCUGUCCUACGUGUAACUUGGAUGCUAAGCCACAUCGGCUGAAAGACAGUCAAAAAUGGUGUUUCAUGGGCCAUCGACGCUUUUUAAAUCAGGGACACAAAUACAGACUAGACCGGAAUAGAUUUGACGGGCAGGUCGAAGGUAGAGAUCCGCCAAAGAAGUUAUCUGGAACAGAUGUAUUGAGGCAACAGUCCAAUGUACACGUUUCAUUUGGGAAGAGUUCAAGUGUGACAUCCAAAAAAAGACGCAAUGGCCAGGAUGUGGAUGAAGAUGACUCGCAUUGGAAGAAGAAAAGUGUAUUCUUUGACCUACCGUACUGGGAGGAUCAGAUGUUGCGUCAUAACCUCGAUGUGAUGCAUAUAGAAAAAAACGUGUGCGACAAUGUAGUCUUCACUAUCUUAAACGAUAGCGGCAAAUCUAAAGACAAUGUUAAAGCUCGCAGAGAUUUACAAUGCAUGGGUAUAAGGCCUGAAUUAUGGCCGGGAGAAGGUGGUAAAUAUCCUUCUGCAAUAUUUGCGAUGUCGAAUUCACAGAGAGAUGUAUUCCUGAAGACUUUGCAGAAUGUGAUUUUUCCAGAUGGUUACUCUAGCAAUGUUGCUCGUUGUGUUGAUUUGCGACAACGCAAGUUAUCUGGGUUGAAAAGUCAUGACUGUCAUAUUCUGAUGGAACAAUUACUCCCAAUUUUAGUGAAGAAUGCACUUCCGAGUCCGGUGUCCAAUGUGAUUGCAAAUUUGUCGUCAUUUUUCCGAAAACUUUGUGGGAAAGCCAUAAACCCUAUGCAGCUUGCUGAGCUUCAGAAUCAUGUUGUGCAAACCUUGUGUCAGAUGGAAAUGAUUUUUUCUCCAUCCUUCUUCACCAUCAUGGUUCACCUCACCGUGCAUCUCGUUGUUGAAGUUACUCUUGGUGGACCAGUACAUUAUAGGUGGAUGUAUCCAAUAGAAAGGUAUUUAGGACGUCUGAAGCAAUAUGUUCGUAAUAGGGCACAACCGGAAGGCUCAAUUGCAGAAGGCUAUUUAUCUGAGGAAAUCCUGAUUUUCUGUUCUAGGUAUUUGGAUAACAUUGAGACUAGAAUCAACCGACCAGGGCGAGUUGAUGAUGAGCCCGUUGACCUUCGUCAUAAUUCAGGGGAAAGUAUGUUCCCAGCUAUUGGAAAGGCAUUAGGGGCUGUAUCGCAUUUCGACCUCAGUCCAAUGGAAAAACAUCAAGCUCAUCGUCAUGUGCUAGUCAACUGCGAUGCCGUGGUUCUUAUGGAAAGUACGCUUCAAUCGAAAGACCUGCAGUUGCUUGCGUGCGGUCCCAUGAUUCAGGCCAGACGUUUUUGGGCGUAUAAUGUUAACGGGUACAAGUUUAGAACUAUCUCAAAGGAAAACGAGAUGAAAACACAAAAUAGUGGAGUAUAUGUAUCAUCUAAUACAAGAAGUUAUGCAAGCAUGCGUGAUAAUAGAGUGGCUGUUGGUGGUGUUCCGUAUUACGGAAAAAUUGUAAACAUAAUUGAAUUAAAUUAUAGUUGUUCCUUCACAGUGGUAUUGUUCAAAUGUGUUUGGGCUGAUACCACUACCAGUAGAGGCAUCAAACAAGACCAUUUGGGGCUUACCAGCGUUAAUUUCUCUCGUCCAAUACACACUGGUAAUCGUGAAGAAGAUGAACCGUACAUAUUGGCAUCAGAGGCUUAG